Messenger RNA from Zychaea mexicana, 225 nucleotides. RefSeq lists its product as uncharacterized. The transcript is spliced from 3 exons. NCBI's taxonomy places the organism in Eukaryota, Fungi, Mucoromycota, Mucoromycetes, Mucorales, Lichtheimiaceae. The record is from RefSeq and is a predicted model, not a curated record. Bases 1 to 225 code for a protein of 74 amino acids.
AUGGGCUCCAGUGGCUCCAAACCAAAGGCAAAAGCUCCACCGACACUUCCUCCACCUCCACCUCCGCCGCAGUACACUUUCUGCAUGCCCAUGCCGUGUUUGAUGUUCAUACCUAUUUAUGCACAAGCACAGCCAGUAGCUCCUACUGCUCCUCUAGGACCACCAUUGAAUCCACCCAAGAUCGCACCUCCAGAUCGACGAACGUUCUGGAAUCCACGCAACUAG